Messenger RNA from Hipposideros armiger (great roundleaf bat), 768 nucleotides. RefSeq names its product coiled-coil domain containing 197 (gene CCDC197). Lineage: Eukaryota; Metazoa; Chordata; Mammalia; Chiroptera; Hipposideridae. The transcript is spliced from 6 exons. The record is from RefSeq and is a predicted model, not a curated record. Bases 43 to 747 code for a protein of 234 amino acids.
AGCAGUGGCCCUCCCGGGACGUCAUCACUUGAGAUCCUUGACAUGGAGGCCAUAUAUGGGCAGAGGAAACUGAAGAAAGAGGUGGAGAAGCACAAGCUUUUUGAAGACUAUCUGAUUAAGGUCCUUGAGAAAGUCCCCAAGGGCUACGAUGAAGGAGAGGAGCCAGAGGAGGCCCAGGUGGAAGCACGGGUGGAGGCCAUGGUAAAGCGCUACUGGAAGCUCUUCACAGUCAGCCAGGACGCCCAGAAGCACCUGGAGGCCUUCUCCAAGAUGAACCAGGCCGUCCACCAGAGCCUGGAAUCUCUAGAGGAUCGCCAUAGAACCCUUAUCCCGAACCUCAAGACCCAGUUGUGUCAGCUGCAGAAGAGGUGUAACCGCAGGCAAAAGCAGCAGCGGCAGUUGGAACAUAAUGUCAUCUACGAGAAAGACACGGGCAGCUACACUAACCAGCUGCUCAGCUAUAUAGAAAAGACCAUCGACAACAUGGCCCAGCAGUGCUGUCCCUCAGCCCGCACUGUGCCCAAGAGCAUGGGCCUCUUCUCCAAGCUCGACCUGAUUCAGGACUUUAUGUUGGACAAAAUGGAGACUGUGAAAUUGAUCUCACUGCUCACGGGACCCAGAGUGUGUUGGUCAGGCGACAGCCUCAAGGACCAGAGAUUCAGAAGGUACCCCGGGCCCUUCAGGAAAUGUCCAAAUGGUCAAGAUUGGACCCCCAGGAUUCCCCUUUCCCAGCACCCAAACGUCUGAGUACUCCAGCCUGUACUGACC